GAACUAUCAUUUUUUUUUUUUUAACAAAAGCCCAAAUCCCAUCGCAACAUCACAAUAAAGAAACCCAUUGGAGUUUUGCUAGUUAUGGCAAUGCUAAAUUCAUUUGGAAGCGGUGUGCGAAUUUCACAAGAAUGGCUACAAGUCGAUAUGCUUUUAGUUCGUGGAAGAAGAAAAAGAAUUAUUGAAGGCUCUGAACAAGAUCAAAUGAGAAAAGAGAAGAAAAAGAUUAAAAAUAGAGCAUCUGCUGCUAGAUCUCGACAAAAGAAAAUCGAGAAGACAAAAUUUAUGGAAGAGCAAGUUGACGAAUUGAGAAAAGAGAAUACUCAAAUGGAGAGAUUAAUUAAAUUAAUGAUGGAGGAAGAGGAGGAGAAGGCUGAGGAGACUGCCAAUAGGCCUUCAAGUCUGAAAAGGACCUUCAGUACACCGUGGUGAUCAUGUUUUUCCAUCAAAUGGCUAAUAAAUAUAAUUUAUAUUGUGAAACUUUUUCCUUUUAUGGUGAACUAAAGUUCAUAUGUAAAAUUUAUAUUGAAACCGUUUUCUUUAAAGAUUGGCUACAAAGUACUAUUGUC
Jatropha curcas is the source of this 569-nucleotide messenger RNA. Lineage: Eukaryota; Viridiplantae; Streptophyta; Magnoliopsida; Malpighiales; Euphorbiaceae. The record is from RefSeq and is a predicted model, not a curated record.